Molecule: messenger RNA, 1529 nt
Organism: Hermetia illucens (black soldier fly)
Lineage: Eukaryota; Metazoa; Arthropoda; Insecta; Diptera; Stratiomyidae
Product: tektin-1
Exons: 3
Coding region: 180-1442 (420 amino acids)
Biological process (GO): cilium assembly; cilium movement involved in cell motility
Cellular component (GO): nucleus; microtubule cytoskeleton
Source: RefSeq, a predicted model, not a curated record
ACAACGACAAACUACUUUGCUACCGGGCAACGAUCGAUUUAAUUUGGAGCAGCCCUGGAGACGAUUUUCUGUUAGUUUUCUGAUUGAUUUUAGAAUCCGGAAUCGUUGUUUCCCGCAUUUUCAAGUUCGUAGUCGUGCAAGUUUAUUGUGAAGACCAGUUUAUCAGCGAAAACCAUAAGAUGGACAGUGUUAAGUACCGCAUGUUGGGUGCUCACUUAGCCAAUGAAAAUCUGAUUAUCACGUCACUGGUACCACCUCGUCAUACAAUCAAUGAGUGGAAUGAGAACCUGCGAUUCAAUACUAACUUAUCGGAAGCCCAAGAAAAAUUGGGUCAUCGAGUUUUAUCAGAGGCUGAUGCCCUAAUCGAAGGUUCUCGGAUCAAAACCCAACAAAAUAAGGAAGAAGUCGAUUUUCGGACCAAGCAACGAAUCGAAGAAAUCAAAUUCCUCAUCGAUGAGUUGAAGAAGCAAAAACAAGUGGCUUUGAUUGAGGAAGAAUCCUUGAAGGUCUAUCGGCAACGCAUCAUGAACGCAAUCGAUGCCUUGAAAGUGGAUUCCUUGCGUAUUUGUAAUCAGUGCAUCAUGUUGAGGGAAAAUAGGCUCGGCAUUGAGCUCGUUGAUGACCAGGUGGACAGGACCCUUCGACAUGAGCUGAAAGUAAUUCAAGGUUGCCAAGUUCUGAUGGAUAGAACAUUACAAGAAACCACGGAACAGAUACGUCGCUUGCGUGCCACCAUUUAUCUUCUGGACCGGGAUCUGAGUAACAAAGAUAUUUCACUUCAAAUCGAUGAGUCGAACUUAUUGUUGCGAGAGAAUCAAAUGGAAAUGAGUGUUUAUCGAGGAAAGAUUCCAUUGGAAAGAUGUGCCACCAACAUCCAAGAAUGGGAAUACCUAACAAACGAAAACAUACAAAACACUGCCAAGGAGUUAAAUUCCGCCACUCAGCUCCGCACAUAUGUUGAUAUCCUUCUCCAGCAAGUCAUCGAUGAUCUCAAGGAGCAAACCAACAAAACCAACGAAGCUUUCCAAUGCCGUAUCGACGAAAUCAAAAGUGCCAAAAAAGUAUUGGAGUCCAUCCACUACCAAACAGUCAAUGAAGUCAACGAAAUUGGUCGCAAGAUUACUGACUUAGAAAGGGCUCUGGCCGAGAAAGAAGGAUACUUGGCGUUGUGUCAAAUGCGGACUGCGAACCGAGCUCAACGUCCGGGAAUGGAAUCAACAUGCGAUGCAGUCCAGGAUGCCCUACGUGAUGAGCUGAAUGAUCUGAACAAAGAUAUUGCCAAUUUGAAUCAAAUGAUUGCUGAGGCUAAGGCCUCCCAGAGGUAUUUGUUGCAUUGUCAAGUUCUCCAGGAAGAGGAGAUCAAUAACAAGACUAACAGCUUGAAAAUUGACGAAGUUGACUGUAUGACAUUGCGGCAGGGAUUGCUAUACAAUUCUUUUUAACGAGGACAAUAUUGAUCGAUUUUAUUUUUAUCUAGUUUUGUUGUAAAUGUAAAUUCAGAAUGUUCAAUAAAUAUUUGAAAACAUCAA